Messenger RNA from Musca domestica (house fly), 1538 nucleotides. RefSeq lists its product as uncharacterized. The transcript is spliced from 2 exons. The record is from RefSeq and is a predicted model, not a curated record. The coding region runs from base 440 to 1471 and encodes 343 amino acids. NCBI's taxonomy places the organism in Eukaryota, Metazoa, Arthropoda, Insecta, Diptera, Muscidae.
UGUUCUCAUCACCCAACGGCAUAACACAGCCAGCAUCUAGUGAGGCCCGCUGCUGUGAUGAGUGCGAUGCUGCUAACGCGCAGACACACUUUUUUCACCUUUAGCUAGCUAGAAACUAGAACACAACAGAAAUGUGUGGUGAUGACAAAGCUUUACCCCAACCAUCCUCAUCCUUUAUCAGAUCUAAAAGUAAACUCUGCACGACGACACAACGAACUGACUAACGAAUGAACAUAGACCAUAGUCGUGAAAUUCGAUUCUCUUGCUAAGUAAAAGUUAUUGGAUGCUGAGCAUGUUAGUUCAGUGUUAGUAAGAAAGGACGACAGAACUGAAACGGCAAACUAAGAUCUGCAGGCAUUAUUUCGGGGCCUAAAAAUUAAUAAAUACUAGUAUAAAUGUAUUUAAUUAUUUUAAUUCACACUUAAUAUAUUAAACCACAAUGGCGGCCACUGCUAGUAUUGAAUGCGAUAACUACUAUCAAAUUAGUGAUGACGAUUUAGACGAUUGCGAAGAUUUGCCCGAUGAUUGUCUGUUGGAAGAAUCUGAUGUGGCAAAUGCCACAACAUCUCAAGCACUUAAUAGUACACAUACCCGAGGUCCCUAUGAACGGGCAUGGACAACAGAUGCAACGCGUGCUCUAAUCCAUAUACGUGGCCCAAUGGAACAUCGUUUCACCGAAGGUCGGCAAAAACGUACGGCAUUAUGGUUGCAUUGCACACGACAAUUACAAAAGAUGGGCUUUCGUUAUAGCGCCGGCAAAGUUCAGAAAAAAUGGCAUAACAUUUUAAUUACAUACAAUAAGAAUUUAAGUAAAAAAUUCACUUCCGGCUAUGUACAUUGGGAAUUUUUCGAAGAAAUGUAUAAAUAUUUACAAGGCAAAAAGGCCGAUUUUAACGAUAGUUCACUUAGAGGGAAUAGACAGCAACAAAAUCACCAAGCCAUAACAAAUGCGGCUGCAACACCGAAUCUCAAUCCAGAGGGAACAACAAACACAUCAUUUUCCAAUGCCAAUUCGGAACCUGCCAUAAUACAGCCACACGUUGAACUCGACUCUAAAUCAAAUGACGAUUUCGAUGAAGAGGAUAGUAAUUCAUUGUCUGAUUUGAAGAAACCCAAACUGGAGGUAAAAGAUGAGGAGGACAGUCCCCAAAUGUAUCCUUUGGAAAUAAAUGAGGUGGAACCGCAACAUAGAGAUAGCACCGCCGUUCAAAAGUUUAUGAUAUCAGCUGGGACUAGUGGUGCAAAUGGCCUUGUCGAUACACAAUCCUGGUGGCAGGAUUAUUUUGAUCGCAAGCUACAGGUGGAACGUGAAAAAAUCGAACUACAAAAAGAGAUGCAUCGUGACUUGAUGCAAUUCAAUAAAAUGUCAUUGCUGCAGCAAGAAAAAAUCGAACGUAUCAAAAUUGAGGCCAUCAACAAUCUGACAAGUACCCUACAAAAAUUAGUCGAGGUUAAAUAUAAAAAGCUAUAAACUUGUAAAGUUAAUGCUGUAAGAAUUAUAAUAUUAGAAUAAAUAAAAAAUUAUGAUCGAUCUAAAA